AUGGCGGAAGAAGUGACCUACGCUGACCUGAAGUUCAAGACCAAGAAGCAGGAGGCCAACGGCAAAGCCUCUCCACUGGUCUCCCACCAUUGGCGGCUGGUGGCUGGAUCCCUUGGCAUCCUCUGCCUGGCCCUGCUGGGUGUUUCUGGAGCUCUGAGUUUCAAGGUUCUGCAGGCACACCAAGUCGCAAGAAGACAAAAUGAAAACCUGACCCAGCAGAGGGAGAUGGUGGAAAAUCUACUCACGACGCUGAAUGUCCUUCAAGAUCAGAAUCUAAACCUUUCCGAGACUCUGCAGCAGUUAUCAAACAACGGAGGCCACCGAUGCAACCCUUGCCCUGAGAGGUGGCUACAGCGAGGGGAGAGCUGCUACUUCUUUUCAAACAAGUGGAACUCCUGGGAAGGAAGCAAAGUUCAGUGCGCCGCUCUCGACUCCAGGCUUCUCAAGAUAGAGAGUAAGGAAGAGCUGGCUUUCAUGCUGGAGUCAGCACAGGUCUAUAACAUUUUCUGGAUUGGCUUGUUCCGCAGCAGAGCUGGUGGGCCUUGGUUGUGGGAGGACAACAGCACCUUCUCAAGUGACCUGUUUAAAAUUCCCGAAGACGGCUCCAGCAAUUACCCCAUCUGUGUGUCUAUCCAGGGUGGGAAUCUAAUCGCUUCUGAUUGUUUGGGGUACCGGUACUGCAUCUGUGAGAAAGUGGCAGCUCGAACAAAUCCUGACCAUAAUUAA
This is a messenger RNA of Euleptes europaea (tarantolino), 726 nucleotides long. It is a transcript of the gene OLR1, whose product is annotated as oxidized low density lipoprotein receptor 1. Gene Ontology annotation, molecular function: (1->3)-beta-D-glucan binding. Bases 1 to 726 code for a protein of 241 amino acids. The record is from RefSeq and is a predicted model, not a curated record. Gene Ontology annotation, biological process: cellular response to molecule of fungal origin. Lineage: Eukaryota; Metazoa; Chordata; Lepidosauria; Squamata; Sphaerodactylidae. The transcript has 6 exons.